UUGAAUCUCACUCACUCAUUAACUCACUCUCUGUCUCUUCUCAAACUAAACUCGAACUCAUUCGUUCAAAAAUGGGUUGUGUUUCUUCUAAUCUGUUGAACCAUGAAGACGAGUUCACUCAACUCGGAAGCUCCGCACUCAGUCACCACAUCGUUUCCCUUACCUCCUCAACCUAUGGCCUUCUCACUCUCGACCCCCCACCGCCACCACCUUCUCGGAAUUUCACUGCUCCGACGACCCCGCCGAUUCGUUUCAAAAUGGGCUCCACCCACCCCAGCCCACUUCCUCCGGAGCCCAAGUCUCUCUGGUCCGACCCGAGUCCCAUCCGAGCCGACCCCGAAGUCAUCAACUCUUGGGAGCUCAUGGCGGGUCUCGACGCCGACAGUUUCCGAUUCUCCCCGCUUCCGCCACCGACGAAGCUCUUCUCCGAUAAGGAGAAUUCGAACCCGAACCGCUCCAACCGGCUCUUCGGAUCCGCCAUUCUCAAGGCCCGAUUCGAAGAAACUGCUGCUUCCCAGAUUUCGAGACCCGUUUCAGUGGAAAAGAAGAGUCUUUUGGAUCGGUACGAAAGGGUUUGCCCACCGAAUGGCGAGGACAGAGUCGUCAUUUACACUACCACGCUUCGAGGCGUUCGGAGGACUUUCGAGGCCUGCAAUGCCGUGAGGGCAGCGAUUGAAGCCACCGGAGUUAUAAUCUCCGAGCGAGACGUUUCGAUGGAUCGUGGGUUCAGAGAUGAGCUGAAGGAUUUGAUGACAGAGAAGGGAAAAGAAGCUGUGAUUCUUCCCCAAGUUUUUGUCAGAGGGAGGUACGUCGGUGGAGCCGAAGAGAUUUUGAAAAUCGCAGAAGAGGGCUUGUUACUGGAGCUGUUUGAAGGGUUACCCAAAAGAAGAGCUGGGGAGGUUUGUGAAGGUUGUGGAAAUGUGAGAUUUUUGCCUUGCUUUCAGUGUAAUGGGAGCUGUAAAAUGGUUAUGGUGGUCAAAGAAGAAAUGGGUCAAUCGAAACAGGGGUCUUCUUCUGUAGUUGUGAGGUGCCCAGAUUGUAAUGAGAAUGGUUUGGUCCUUUGCCCGAUUUGUAGCUGAUAUACUUCGAAACGCCUCUGGUUUAAGCUAAGUAUAUGUCUUCUUUUAUCUAUGAUAGUAAGGUAUAUGAUGAAUUUCCUCAACGAGUUUUUUUUCUUCCUUUUUUCUCACAUUAUGCUGAAAUGGAAAAAGCUUCCCUCUGCUUUUUUGUCUGUAUUUAUAUCAUGAGAAUCUUGUAAUAUGUUCAAUAAUAUAAUGGUUAAAAAGGAAGCACAGCUCUUGGUGCUGAUGACGAUGAUGAUCUUUUGUUGUGGAUUUGAGAUACUAUCUUUCAAGCUGGUAAAUUUACUUGAUGGGAAAGAAGAGAAGCCCUACUUUGAUUAAUGAGACAAAUUUUCAUCACAUUGUAGCAACUGCCAAUUGAUUUUGAACACAUCUGAGUUGAUUACCAAUGUGUUGAACUUCUUUAGGUUGGUGUUUUAUGAAGAAAAAGAAUCACAUAAUUCUGUUUUGGCACUUCAGAUACCAAAUUAUUCAUUCUUUAUGUAAAAUCUAUUGGUAAUGAUUUGUAGUUAU
Molecule: messenger RNA, 1595 nt
Organism: Humulus lupulus (European hop)
Lineage: Eukaryota; Viridiplantae; Streptophyta; Magnoliopsida; Rosales; Cannabaceae
Exons: 1
Coding region: 72-1079 (335 amino acids)
Source: RefSeq, a predicted model, not a curated record